Molecule: messenger RNA, 1146 nt
Organism: Diorhabda carinulata
Lineage: Eukaryota; Metazoa; Arthropoda; Insecta; Coleoptera; Chrysomelidae
Exons: 1
Coding region: 1-1146 (381 amino acids)
Source: RefSeq, a predicted model, not a curated record
AUGGUAGGUCCUAAUAUUCAAGACAACUUAUUUCAUAUUCUUUUAAGGUUUAGAAAACAUAAUUACGUAUUAAGUGCUGAUAUAACAAAAAUGUAUCGCCAGAUUCUUGUGACAGAAAGACAAAGAAAUCUACAAAAAAUCCUCUGGCGAUCUACAUCUGAUGAGGAUAUUAAUACAUAUCAGUUGAAUACUGUGACUUAUGGCACAGCACCGGCUGCCUUUUUAUCAAUUAGAUCACUUCACGAAGUAGCUUAUCGUCAUUUAAAUGAAUCACCUGACAUCUGCAACAUUAUACUACACGAUUUCUAUGUCGAUGAUCUUCUCACGGGAGCUAGUACAGUAGAUGAAGUAAAUAAUAUUAAGGUAAGACUUUCUGAACUCUUAAUUGAGUAUGGUUUUCCUCUAAGGAAAUGGAAGUCCAACAUGAAUACUUUCGAGCAUGACGCAGAAUCUGAGAUUCUGCAUAUAGGUGAUGAAGCUCAAAAUAAAACUCUAGGCCUACUCUGGAAUCCUUCUGCUGAUUGUUUACAAUUUUCCAUCAACAUCUCUAAUUGUUCACCAAAAAUUACAAAGAGACAAAUACUAUCCUCUACUGCACAAAUAUUUGAUCCGCUUGAACUACUUUCUCCUGUCACAAUUACAGCCAAAAUAAUCCUACAAGAACUCUGGAAAUUAAAAAUAUCCUGGGACGAAUCUGUACCUAGUGACCUGCAUACUACUUGGUCUAACUAUUAUUCUCGUUUACUCAAUAUCAACAGUCUAAAAAUACCUAGACAAAUUCUACUGUCUAAUUGCAUUACAAAACAGUUACAUGGGUUCUGUGACGCAUCACAAGCAGCAUAUGGUGCAUGCAUUUACAUUCGCUGUAGCGAUUCGUUAGGAAAUUGCACUUCUAAUUUAUUGUGUUCCAAAACACGCGUAGCACCACUCAAACUCAUUACUAUACCAAGACUUGAACUCUGUGGCUCUCUUCUGCUGGCAGAAUUAGUUGAAAAGGUAACAUGUGAUUUUCAGCCCAAUGAGAUUACCUAUUGGACUGAUUCGUCAAUUUGUAUAGCUUGGAUAAAUUCUUCCCCACAUAUUUUAAAAACCUUUGUCGCCAAUCGCGUAUCACAGAUUCAGAAUUUAGCUAAGGCUGAAUUAUAG